AUGUCAACUAUGCGAGUAGCCGUUGCGGGGACUUGUGGAUUGGCCCUCGCCAUUGCCCAAGCGAUUCAUGAGCAUACGAGUCACCAACUGCUUAUACUUUCAAGACAUCCGCAGCCAGGCCUUUCUGCACAGGGAUACCAAUGCCAAGUUGUCGACUACAAUGACUCAGGAUCCCUCCAGUACUCGUUAAGUGGAGUUGAUACAGUUAUAUCUACUGUAUCUGGGACCGCCCAGCUUCGUCUCAUCGAAGCCGCGGUUGCUUGCCGUGUGCCACGGUUCGCCCCAGCAGAGUUCCAGGGUCUACCACAUCUGCGGGAAGAAAACGAUCCGUUGGAUCGCGGCAAUGCUCUUGCACUUGCUCAUCUUCAGCACUAUCGAGGAUAUAUACAAUCUACCGUUUUCGUUUGUGGUAUUCUGUACGAACGCUUCUGCGUCAAUGGCAUGUUCUCCCGCGGCUUUGGCGCCAGUACUGGGUACGGCAACGAGGGAGACUAUAUCUUAGAUCCAAGAGCGAUGACUGCAGAAGCACCCGUGUACAACGAUGCCAACGAACUGGUCUAUCUGUGCUUGACUUCAGCACACGAUGUAGGACAAUUCGUUACAAGAGCAUUGGACAUGGCCGAGUGGCCUGCUGAACUUACGAUGUGCGGGGAGAGGAUGAGCGUCAACGACCUCAUCGAAGCUGUCAGAGUUUGCAGAGGACAGGAGUUCAGCGACAUCUCGUGGCAGAACACCGCAGGUCUUCAGUACCAACUCACCAUGGCGCAGUUGCAAAGCGACAUCCCCAGGCAGCGACGUCUCCCGCCGGUCAUUGCAACAGCAGAGGGUCGAUUCGACUUCGCAACCCCGGCGCUUCUCAAUACCUAUUUUCCUGACAUCCAAACCGUUGGCUUCCGUGAUUGGUUCAGCCGAGAAUGGGGCUCUAUAUCUUGA
Messenger RNA from Aaosphaeria arxii CBS 175.79, 933 nucleotides. Its product is annotated as NAD(P)-binding protein. The record is from RefSeq and is a predicted model, not a curated record. The transcript has 3 exons. Lineage: Eukaryota; Fungi; Ascomycota; Dothideomycetes; Pleosporales. The coding region runs from base 1 to 933 and encodes 310 amino acids.